AUGCCUGAACCACACGUGCAUGCAUGGCACCAGGCCCCUGAGAUCGCGUCUCUCGCGCCGGACUCGUACACUGCCCAGCGCCUGCAACAUGGCACGGCCGAGCAUCUGCACCUCACGUCGCGGCGCUUCUUCAUCGGGCCCAUCCCAGAGGGCUGGCUGAAGACACACCGCCGCGACUGGUACAAGCACCACCUGCACAUCAACUACUCGACCCGCACCGCCACCUUCUCGUCCGCCGACCGCCGCGGCUCGCGCGACCGCCGCCUGACGGGCCUCGACGGGCCCAGCGCGUCGGCCCUGUUCCCGAGCAGCUUCCCCCAGCCCGACGACGUCGACGCAGAGAACGGCGGGCCUGCGCUCGUCGGAGAGGCGAACGCGCCGCCCGCACCCAGGGGCCAGCCGCUGCCCGCCCUCGAGGUACCCCGUGCAUCUUCGCAAAAGGACGCUGUGCAGUCGCCCGAAGAGGAGGAAUUCGUCGAUGCUGUUUCGGAACCAGACGAGGAUUUGCGCGUUUACACCUACCAGGAGCAGCCAGAGGACGAGCCCGGCCCACCCACAACGCGGCGCCAGAGCACAAAGUCUUUCGUGACUGCCUCGUCCCGGCCCCUUUCGCCUUCGGACCAUGGAGAGAACCAGGACAACGAGGCCAUCCCCCUCCCACACGAACCGCAGGCACAGGCAAGUGGCCCACAAGCUCCUACUGCGACGGGAAGCAAGAGCGAAGGCAAAAGGCCGUUGUCUACCGGGCUCGAACCCAACACUGAAGAGCCCUCGGUAGAUGCUGUGUCCACAACAUCGUUGCUGCGCAAGGCUGACGGUCAAAAGGAGUCAUCCCCUGUCACUCAGCCCAUAUCACCCGCCACGGGCAUCCUCGCAAAGGCAAAGAGAAAGUCGCACAUGGGUUCGUCCGAGUCGACUGGCUCACCCCUUGAGCGCGCCGGUGAAACGCUCUCCCGCAAAAAGUCCAACCUGCGCAAUCUCGUCAAGUUUGAUAUCCCCGAAGACUCGAAGCGCGCGUCGAUCCACCUGAGAGCAAAACAAGCCCAGAUGACGGUCCAGCGAGCGUCGACGAAGCUGAGGAGGCGCAAGAUCAAGGACGGCCUCGUCGUCAAGAUGGAGCGCAUGCUGGUACGCGUCGACUCGGCCGGAAAAGAGGUCCCCGAUGACUUUGAUGAAAAUGCAAGCCAGAAGAUCGACUCCAGGGUCAAGGACAAGUGGCGCGAGUACAUGGUCGUAUGUCGGCAUAGCGAGUCCGAGGGCGCUGAUUUUGUACUGCAAAUGUACAAGACCAGGGUCAUUCCCGAGAUCGAAGAGCCAAACGCCAGCAAAAACGCCGCCUACGAGAUACCCCUAGGCCGCAAGAUUACCAAGGUCAAUCUCUACUCCUCGCUCGACAAGUCUGUCGUUGUAUGGAUGCCCGUCUCACGUGGCACGAGGAUCUUCAUCAUGCAAGCUCGGACUGCCUCCAAUGCUGUCGAAUGGUACACGUUCCUACGUAAUGUCAUGGGCUGGCGCCGCUCUUCAGAGCUCCAGAUCAACAUUCCGGACAUGAGUGUCAGCUUGCGUAUUUCCGAUCCCUUCAGAAAGCUCGAGGAAACCCAGAUUAAGGCUCAGGAGGCCAACGAUUCUGACAAUGAAGAAGCCAUCUUAAAGACGAUGCAGGAAGAGCAAGCUGUCGCACAAUCGCUGAUCCUCAAGUGUCUUGAUCAGCUCGAGGAUUCGCCGGAAUGGGCCGACAUCCUCGAUUCCUGGGCUAGGAACCAGCGGAUAGGACUUGCAUGGAAGCGCUACGACCGUCUCGAGUGGAUACACGGAGCGAACGAGCGCAAGAUGUACGGCACAAUAGCCAUGGCCAAAUCGCACGAACUGGAGCUUCGGCCUAAGACACAUUAUCCCACCACGGCGAUAACCCGCAAGAAGCAUAAAACGCUGACCGAGCCUGUCCCGGUAGAAGGCUUCCUCAUCCGGCUCACCAGCCAGCGCGGACGAGCAAGGCGUUUGGGUCUCAUGUACCACAAGCAGCUGUACUUUGCCACUCACGACCAAUUUCUGGUCUUCUCGCGCCCGACCAACAGCACGCCGCCUCCCCCGCCAAAGAUGCCGCCCACCGAGGGAUCAGCUGUUCCGUCAGCUCGUACCAUUAGAGAAAGCACCCCCGACACAUGGGCUAUCAAUCCGUAUCCCGUCCUAGACGACCGCGUUGAAUGGCUAUCAGAAGGCCACUCAGGAACCCCAGAGUCCCGGAGACUUCACGACGAGGAUGCCGCAGACGAAGCGCAGCGCAAAUUGCAGAAUUUGCUCAAUUGCGACGGGUACAUAAACCUGGCCAAUGUCGCCAAAGUACGCAAAGCACGGCUUGGAGCAACACCAGUCGAUGAGGACAUUGACACCGGGUCGGACGUCGAUUUUGAUGAAGACGUGGAGGAUGACGCUACACGGGAUGACGGAGUCACAAAAGAGGUGGACAUUGCUCGAACAUUCGAGCUUAUAAUGCGAAAUGGCUUGAUCAUCCGCUUGCAGGCCGCUGACAUAGCCCGCCGUAAGGAAUGGGUCAAGCACCUCCGCGCACUCGCCAAAUACUGGAAAUUUCGCACCGCGGCCGACAUCGCGCUGUACAAAUCCACACGCAGCCGCAACCUCAGCGCGCUCAACAUCGACGAAGAAGCCGAGGCGUACAUCGGGCAGUUCGCGAAGAAGUGGGAGGUCACGCAGUCGUUCGCGUCGCCGCUUCUCUACAACAUGUGUGGCAUCGCAGAAUGCCGCGCCAUCCACAUGAGCGGCAUGCUCUAUCGCAAGCCGCGCAUCCAUGCACCCUUCACGCGCUGCAGCGUGCUGCUCGCCGGGGGCACCCUGCUCAUCUUCCAGGACGUGCUGCGCAGCGGGACGGGUAAGCAGCUCGCACACAUUCACCACGAACGCAUGGCCAACCUCGAUCUGCGCGACUGCUACGUCUACAGCGGCCUGCUCACCGAAUCCGACCUCCUCUACCAGAACCAGACCUUCGACGCCAACAAGCCCGGGCACCACGCACUGCCCCGCAUAUAUCUCGAGGAUGGGUGGACUUCCACAGACGAGGACGUCAUGACGACGUUUGUGGUGUGGCACGGCAAGAGCAAGAGCUGGUUUCGGGCAGAGGAGGGUGCAGGCGAGGGCGAGCAGGAGCGCAAGAAGGGGCGCAGGACGCGGCUGAAGCGCGUAGCGAAGCUAGGGAGUAAAGGAAGAAGUUUGGUGUUCCGCGCGAGGAGUCGCGCCGAGAGGGAUCAUUGGGUGUUGGCGAUUCAGAAUGAGAUUGAGAAGGUACAGGGGAACCGGAACGAGGACUUUAGGAUUCAGGAAAGUGUGGGCAAGGGGAAGAAAGUUGCGCAGGGAAGUGAGAGUAAUGGGAUGGUGGAGGCUGGGUAG
Paraphaeosphaeria sporulosa is the source of this 3402-nucleotide messenger RNA. RefSeq lists its product as uncharacterized. The coding region runs from base 1 to 3402 and encodes 1133 amino acids. NCBI's taxonomy places the organism in Eukaryota, Fungi, Ascomycota, Dothideomycetes, Pleosporales, Didymosphaeriaceae. Gene Ontology annotation, cellular component: prospore membrane. The transcript has 3 exons. Gene Ontology annotation, biological process: protein localization to prospore membrane; ascospore-type prospore membrane formation. The record is from RefSeq and is a predicted model, not a curated record.